This is a messenger RNA of Ruditapes philippinarum (Manila clam), 387 nucleotides long. RefSeq lists its product as uncharacterized. The transcript is spliced from 2 exons. The coding region runs from base 13 to 387 and encodes 124 amino acids. Lineage: Eukaryota; Metazoa; Mollusca; Bivalvia; Venerida; Veneridae. The record is from RefSeq and is a predicted model, not a curated record.
GUGAUUUACAAUAUGACAGUGGCAAUGUGGAUAUCAUUCUUAGUACUAAUAAGUGCAUGUCAGUUUCAACAUUCUGAGGCACAGACAACAGAAAAUGUAACAGAAACGGCAGAAAAUGAUUUAACACUGUCGUGUUCUUUGACUGGAACUUUUUCGUUACCAGAAUGGGUAGGACCACCAAACCUGUUAAUUUACACAAGUCUAGGUGAUGUAUCAGAGGCAAUAAAUCCUGCUGCCCCAGCUGCCAGUAGAUUGAAAUUUGCCACUAACAAGAGAGAUCUGGUUCUAUCAAAAGUACAGAAAAGUGAUGCUGGUGUAUAUAAAUGUUCAUAUACAGCAUUGGGAUAUCACACAAUUACAUUAAUUGUUGAGGAUGCACGUAAGUAG